Paramacrobiotus metropolitanus is the source of this 1123-nucleotide messenger RNA. RefSeq lists its product as uncharacterized. The transcript has a single exon. The record is from RefSeq and is a predicted model, not a curated record. Lineage: Eukaryota; Metazoa; Tardigrada; Eutardigrada; Parachela; Macrobiotidae. The coding region runs from base 277 to 1089 and encodes 270 amino acids.
AAGUUCCAUAAAAGUUCAUGCACCAGAACAUGAAAACCUAUUCAGCAGCCUUGGAAAGUCGUUGAGUGAUUUUGCCAACCGUUUGCUUUUCAAGCAAUUGUCGAUCAUGAAGAAAUCUGAAUACUUAGUAGAGCGAAUUAUGGGCGGAUCUUUGUCGUUGUCAGUCAAGGUAGACAAAGAGAAUUCGCAGUUGAAGAAUUGGUUACUGAUAACAGCAGAGUAAUUUUGGAAUACGACUGUGAUUUCUCGUGCUCAUAUGGACUGAUCUGCCGGCACAUGAUGGCAGUCCACAAGCAUAAAGGCGAGCCGAUUGUAUCCGUUGAUGAAUGCAUAGCACGCCAUGCGCGCGAGCUAAAGUUUUCCGAACCGUUAUAUAAGGGAGCGCUGACAAACUCAGAGGCGUACGAAGACGACGACGUAUGCGAGAUUAAACCAAUGAAUCCCAGACAACGGUACGAUGACGCAAGAAGGGCAUGCAAACCGGUGAUAGCAAAUCUGGCCGAACUCUCGCCAGCGCAAUUUGAAACGGAAAUAGUCCGUUUUCGAGAAAUUCUUGAUAACUUCAUGGAAUCGCUAGAAAAUCCAGUGACAAGUACAGCGAGCGCUGAUAAAGCUUCAGAAAAGGGCAAUAAGGACAGAAUGGAAGACAAGGGGAAAGAUGAAGCUUACCUUACAGUUCGCUUGUAUAACAGUAUGAAUGCUCCGCUGUCGCCGCACGUUCAACUGCAGCUGUCCAUGCUGUACGGGGGCGAACAGAAUCCGGUCACCGCAGUGUUUCCGAUUGUCCAGCUUCAGUUGCCGGGGUCCAAUCAGUGCGGCCCGAUGGUGUGUUCCUACAUGGCUGAACUGAUCUCUGGAGUAUCGCCGGCGAGCACUGUAUUCGCGAAAGCCUCAGCGCAAAGGAAAUGGUUGGCCGAAGUGUUACAGGCUGAGAAAAUCAGACGGUGUCCUAAACGGCUUGGAAGGAAGGCAGUGAAUGAGCUGAUUACCGCGAAAGAUGACCUUCUAGUCACAGUAGAAGACGCGAUAUUAAUUCGUUCUAGGCUGGCUGAUUUACCUAACCGUCCUAUUAUAGGCUGUAAAGCCUGAUGUACUUGUGAUUAACUCGAUGCCAGAAAAAUUG